Puccinia triticina is the source of this 2184-nucleotide messenger RNA. RefSeq lists its product as uncharacterized. Gene Ontology annotation, molecular function: ATP binding; ATP hydrolysis activity. Lineage: Eukaryota; Fungi; Basidiomycota; Pucciniomycetes; Pucciniales; Pucciniaceae. Gene Ontology annotation, biological process: proteolysis; protein catabolic process. Gene Ontology annotation, cellular component: mitochondrial matrix. Bases 1 to 2184 code for a protein of 727 amino acids. The record is from RefSeq and is a predicted model, not a curated record. The transcript is spliced from 4 exons.
AUGUUGAAACUAGGAAGAAGGACCACUCAUCUAAUCAAGCCAAAACGAGCGGUAGUACCACUCGGUCACAAUUUCAUGCGGGCAUCUUCAUUUUCAUGUUUGAAACUCGUCAACAGUCGUGGUUCUAUUUGUCUUCAACACCUUCCACCUUCAGGCUUGGCUUCUCUCCAGCAAGUAAGAAUGUACCGGUUGAACCAGGAUCCUGAGCCCGCAAAUUCUAGCCUUUCGACACUUCCCAGCCCACGCGAAAUUCACCGUGAAUUGGAUAACUAUGUCAUUGCCCAAUCGGAUGCAAAGAAGGUCUUGUCGGUGGCCGUUUUCAACCAUUACAUCAGGAUCAAAUCUCUACAGGAGGCCGAAGAGAAGAAGAACCGACAGGCCAAGUUGGAAGCUGAGGCGAAACUAGCAGCAAGUGAAGCAAAUCAGACCAGACCAAACUUCACCCACAACGACACCGAUCAACAUCUCUUUUCCGAACCAUCUCAGAAUGUUAAUCGUGCCCCGGCAGCUGCGCUUAGACCUCAUCCGCCUCAGGGGCUCGCCCACAAUCUAAUCAUGUCGAAGGCGGUGGAAGCUAGCUUGAGAUUGGAGCGCGAAGAAUUGGAGAAUAGGAUAAGUCAGAUGAGUUCUCGUCAGUUGAAAAAGAAGCAUCCACCUGCGAGCCAGAAAGACCAGGGCACCCCCGAUGACCCUCACCUCCUGCCUUUCACCCCUUCUUACUCGAGAACACCAUUCCAAAAGAAUGGUACUGCAGCCACCAGUCCACCAUCAAGGGAGUGGGAAAACUCGCCGAUUCUUAUUACACACAAUAACCAAGUUAUCUUGCAGCAGCUACAAGAUCUCAACAAGCCCAAGAUGGGACAACUUGCCCAUGAAAAGAAAUCCAGUCGGCAAUCAGAUCCAACCGAUUAUGCAACCCAAUCUGACGUCCGCAAGAAUCAACUCAACCGAGGGAGUUCGGGCCAGAUUAUUCCUGACGAAUCGAUACUUUUUGAGCAUGGUUCCGAAGCUGCCAAAUCACAAGAAGUUUUGGAUGCAGUCUUGAACAAAUCGAACAUCCUGCUAUUAGGCCCGACUGGAAGCGGGAAAUCGCUUCUAGCGAGGACAUUGGCCCGCCAGUUGAAUGUUCCAUAUAGCGAAUCAUGCGCCACGACGUUCACUCAAGCCGGAUACGUGGGUGAAGAUGUCGAGUCUGCCGUCGUUCGACUCUACCAAGAAGCUAAUAAUGAUGUAGGCAAAGCUUCUAGGGGAAUCAUCUUCAUUGACGAGGUCGACAAGAUUGCACGAAAGUCAGGAGAUGGAUAUGUGAAAGACGUCUCUGGAGAGGGCGUCCAACAGGCAAUGCUCAGAAUGCUCGAGGGAACUAUGGUGACAGUUGCUGAUAAAGGUAGCUCGAGUGAUACUAGCAGCGUCAGUGGACGUCAUCAAGACACUGCCCCAAGCGGUGGAAAGAAUGCCCAACCGAUUCAAGUCGACACUUCCAAUAUCCUUUUUAUUCUAGCUGGAGCGUUUGUAGGUUUGGAAAAGAUCAUCAACAAGCGAGUUUCAAAGACUUCGAUCGGAUUCAGUGCCUCUCUGAACCACGACGACAACGCCUCCGAAUUAUCUCCACCAGGAAAGCCUGAGGAGGGCCGGACGAGCGGCACACCUCAGGACCCUCUCGAAUUAGUCGAACCGGCCGACCUCAACACAUUCGGACUGAUCCCCGAGUUUAUCGGAAGAAUUCCGGUGCUUGCAAGUCUGAAAGCUUUGACCGAAGACGAUCUGUUACGCGUGCUCACCGAACCUAAGAACUGUCUCUUAAAACAAUACGAACAGUUGUUUAAGAUGAAUGGCGUCGCGAUCAAGUUUACCAAUCCUGCCCAACGGGCCAUUGCUCGCUUGGCGAACGAGAAAAAAACUGGUGCACGUGGACUAAGACAGAUCAUGGAAACGAUUCUGCUGGAUUCCAUGUACACUGCUCCCCAAUCUUCGAUCCGGUAUAUUCUGAUAGACAAAUCAGCCGUCUUGGGCCAGACACCUGCGAAAUUUUAUUCAAGGGGCCAAGAGGGAAUGAUGGAACAAGAUGUCGAGUUUGAAGAGUGCUCUAAAGGAUUAUCUUCUGCUCUGGAAUCCGCUCUGCCCAAAGAUGACCCUCAGGAUUCUCCUUCAUCUCCUACCAAGCGGAGAAAAGCAACCGGAUGA